Naegleria fowleri is the source of this 855-nucleotide messenger RNA. RefSeq lists its product as uncharacterized. The transcript has a single exon. NCBI's taxonomy places the organism in Eukaryota, Heterolobosea, Eutetramitea, Acrasida, Naegleriidae. Bases 1 to 855 code for a protein of 284 amino acids. The record is from RefSeq and is a predicted model, not a curated record.
AUGAUUCAAUCACAACGUCAACCGACGCCAUCCUCUUCCUUGUCUUCAUCCUCCUCCUCUCCGAAUAAUCCCUCAUCAAGUGGUGGCGGUGAUUCCAUUCAAUCAAUCUCAUCGCCACCACUCCGAGAUGCCAUCCUCGCAACAUCAACUUUGAAUUCAUUUAAUUUUCAUCAUCAUCAUCAUUUGAAUUCAUCAUCGGGAACGAUUGGUAGUUUGAUAGAAACAGAAGGAAUAAACUCAACAAUGGUUCCUUCUUCUUCUUCCUCUCCAUCGACUGUAGAAUCUCAAGAUCUUGAUAGGAAUAAGAGUUAUUACAAUAAUUUACGAGAAAAUCCCGAACAAUUGAAACACUUACCUACAUUGCAUCAUUUGGAUACACCAACGUUGAGUAAUGAUGGUUUUGGAUCUUUUGUUUCUGAUGAGGACGAUGAUGAGGAAUUUUUGAGCAAUAGUGAUGAUGAUGAGCCACUGGAACACAUAAUUUUGAUUAAUGACACGAAGUCAAACAAUGAUGUUCUAUCACCAACACAACACGUAGUUUUGCAUAAUCAUGAAAUGAAAGAGCCUUUGACUGAUCCGUCGUCGUCGUCACCGUCUUCACAAGUUUAUAAUUUUACUCUCUCGAAAGCACGAAAGAAAAACAAAUAUUUAACCAUCGAUUCAGUCGAAGAUUUUGAUGUUCCAGGAUUUAAUCCAUUGGAUGUGAGACAAAUCUACGCUGAAAAUUGGAUUGUUAAAUAUUCCUCUCAGAUUAUUGGUAGUGGCCUAACAUCGUCACAACAUGGCAAAAAAACAUUUGACUUGUACAAAUUCUUUUCAAAAAAAGAAAAAACUCAAUCAUCAUCAAGAACCUGA